Messenger RNA from Phascolarctos cinereus (koala), 1002 nucleotides. The record is from RefSeq and is a predicted model, not a curated record. Lineage: Eukaryota; Metazoa; Chordata; Mammalia; Diprotodontia; Phascolarctidae.
AUAUCUCUAUGUGAAGUCCAAGUUUUGGGGAAAGCAGCAGAUUCUCUCCCUCCUGAUUUGUCAGCGAGUCCUGAAUCUUGGUCUUUGUCACCCAUGACUAGUGAUGAUACAGGCUUAACUGGAUUAAAACAGCCAAAAGAAACACAAACAUCUCAGUCCAGCAUCUUCAUUCCUUCUCAAUUUCCUGAUAACCCUAUGGAUGGGUCUUCUCAAAGUGGCCAUUGUAUUCAAACAUUGCAAGAGAAUGACACCUGGUGGAUGGCAGAUUUGGGUUCAACACAAACUAUAGACUCUGUGUCAAUCACCAAUAGAAAAGAUUGUUGUAAGGAACAGAUAAAUGGAGCCAUGAUUUUGGUGGGAGACUCACCUGAUCAGGGUGGAAAAUUCAAUGCAAGAUGUGCAGUUGUCCCUUCCCUGGGCCAGGGGAUGACACACAUUUUCAGCUGUGGAAAAAUGAAAGGAAGAUAUGUGACAAUCACCCAUCUAGGGAAACAAAAGGUUUUAUCAUUUUGUGAUGUGAAAAUCUUUGGGAAAACUUGGGAUUUGUUUUCCUUUGCUGAUGAGGACCAACAGAAAACCAGAAGUGCUGGAUCUUCAGUUACAUCAUAUAAUUUUGAUAACACAGAUAACAACUUUGCUCCACUGCUAUCAAAGGGGAAACCUGCCUUCCAGUCCAGCAUCUCCACUCCCUCUGGGUCUCCUGAAAGAGCUGUUAAUGGAUCUUUACUGGAUGAUUUUGAAAAAGGCACUUGUAUUCAAACACACCGAGAGAAUAACCCCUGGUGGAUAGUAGAUUUGGGUUCAACACACACAGUGAAAUCUGUGUCAAUCACCCCCCGAAAAGAUUGUUGUACUGAAGAAUUAGGUGGAGCACUGAUCCUAGUGGGGGGACUUGCCUAUUCAUGGUGGCACAUUGAAUGCCAGCUUCUGAGCAAUACAUGAGCUAUUGUGAACCCAGAAGUCCUAGAGAUGACACAUUUACCAACUGAUAUUCAACUCAGA